Messenger RNA from Boeremia exigua, 735 nucleotides. RefSeq lists its product as uncharacterized. The coding region runs from base 1 to 735 and encodes 244 amino acids. The record is from RefSeq and is a predicted model, not a curated record. The transcript has a single exon. NCBI's taxonomy places the organism in Eukaryota, Fungi, Ascomycota, Dothideomycetes, Pleosporales, Didymellaceae.
AUGGGUUACCCUCCGAGCACGCUGCUUGAUUCCAACCACAUGGCCGACGGUAUGCAAAGCUUCACUUCAGGUGCUUCAGACAACCCGAUCAUCAACGGCCUUUCGUACGCCUUCGGUAUCGCUCUCGCCAUCUACUACGUCGCCAUGAUCUUUGACAUCGACCUCACUGCCGUCAUCGACGCUACCGUAGCAGUCUAUCAUGCUUCCCAAAGUGUCCUUACCGCGCAAAACGCUCACGCCACGCCUCGACGCAUCCCCAAUUUCAUCGUCUGGAUCUACACCUCCACUGCAACCCGCAUUAAGACCGCCUACCACUCCCUCAAAGACACGUACAAACUCCUCCACUGGCUGGCCACCACGCUUUCCCAGCCCUCCGCGCGCGGCGACCCAGCCAUCACAGCCACGACCCUCACGCUCGCCCACUGCGGCACCGUCGCCGUGAUCCGCGGUCUCCCGUCCGACGUGUCCGCGCCAGAAGUCCGCCGCUAUCUGGAGACGAGACUGUACGCGCAGUACCGUGCGCAGCCCAACCUCAACAACGAGACGGCUAGGAUCGAUACGCCGGGCCUGGGGUUGUGGAAUGGGACGUGUGUGCGCGGAAGCUCCUCUGGCGCUGCUACGCCUAGCUCGUCUGGCGUCAACACUCCUGCUUCUGGUUCGGAGACUGAUGGCUCUGGUGGCCCUGUUCGCGGUGCGGCGGGUAAGGAGCGCAGGUCUCGGUCGAAGCGUGCUUGA